GCGGAUCGUGGGCGUCUGUGGAGGUUCGGUCCCGCACAUCUGGGGAAAGCCGAGACGGGCACACGCGGCCGUGGUAGCUCCCGCCUCCACCGGCCCCCGAACAAACGCCACAUUGAGUCGGUGCCGCUACUGGCAGCAGAAGGUCUGCUACUGCUCGGCCCACACAGGCACACGACACGCCGCGCAGGGAUCCGCUGACCAUGAGCGCUGUCCUCGGCUGGGUCGCCGCUCUCCUCCUCUCCUCCUCCUCGUGCGUCCAUUCGCAGUCUCCGCGCAGACCCGUUUUCACGUGCGGCGGAAACAUGACGGGGGACUCCGGGCUGAUCGGGAGCCCGGGAUACCCGGGGGUUUACACGCCCAGCACCAAGUGUGUGUGGAGGAUUACGGUUCCUGAGGGGAGAGUGGUGGCCCUCACUUUCCGUUCCAUUGACCUGGAGAGUGACAGUCUCUGUAGGUAUGACUAUGUGGACGUAUACAAUGGACACUCCAAUGGCCAGCGGCUCGGCCGCUUCUGCGGCACCUUCCGGCCCGGUGCUCUCGUCUCCACCACCAACAGCAUGUCGGUGCACAUGGUGACGGAUGCCAACACCGCUGGCAGUGGCUUUCUAGCCACGUAUUCUGCCGCCCAUCCCAACGAACGAGGAGAUCGCUACUGUGGGGGCCGACUGGUAAAGCCAUCUGGCUCUUUAAAGACCCCGAACUGGCCGGAGAAGGACUAUCCUGCUGGCGUCACCUGCUCGUGGCACAUCAUGGCCCCUCGCAAUCAGGUCAUUGAGCUGAGGUUUGAGAAAUUCGACUUGGAGAGGGAUAACUACUGCCGAUACGACCACGUGCUCGUAUACAAUGGCGGAGAAGUCAACGAUGACAAGAGAAUCGGGAAGUACUGCGGUGACAGUCCUCCAGCGCCCAUUACCUCCGAGGGGAAUCAGCUGCUCAUCCAGUUUCUCUCAGACCUGAGUCUGACUGCAGAUGGUUUCAUCGGGCACUACAAGUUCAGGCCAAAAGGACUGACCACCACAACUGCACCCUCAACCACUUCCACGCCCUUGACCACCACCACGACCGCAAUGUUGAAGUACUCUGUAGCGCUCUGCCAGCAGAAAUGCAAGAGGAACGGGACCCUUGAGGACCAUUACUGCUCCAGCAACUUCGUGAUCACUGGGACAGUCAUCACCGUGGCGACACGAGAGGGUAGACUGCACGUCACCGUGUCCAUCAUCAGUGUGUACAAGGAAGGGAACCUUGCCAUUCAGCAAGCUGGCAAGAACAUGAGCACCAGGAUUGCAAUCCUGUGCAGGAAGUGCCCCUUCCUCCGACGCGGUCUGAAUUACAUCAUCACGGGGCAGACGGACGAGGGAGGACGUGGGAGCGUCGGCCCCCACAACUAUGUGGUAGCUUUUAAGUCCAAGAAUCAAAGUGUUUUGAACACAUUCAAAGACAAGCGCUGCUGAAUGUGGUCAUGCAUUUUCUUCCUCCUGCUCUCCUGCCCCACCCUUUUUUCAUUCCAACUGUCACAUCAGUAUGCGGUGGGCAAAAAUUCAGUGCACUGUUCUGUUUUUUUUUUUUGUUGUUCUUUCGACCUAAGUUUUAGGAGCAGUCCUUGCUCAGAAUGUGCGUUCAUCAGAAAUAAGACUAUUUAAGAAGUCAUAGUGGGUGUCCAGGGUUUGCAGAAAGGAUAUAUUCACCACCGUUCACAAGCCUGAGUCAUGUUUUCUAUGGCCCUCAAGAAAGCUUUCUCAACUGCUGUGUACUCUUGCUCACCGGAAUCCCUCAGUGUCCUCCUUUGUGUGUCCUGAGAAAACCAUGGGAAAUGCAAUGAUUGUUGUUAACUGAGUCACAAUGGAAAAGUGAUUCUAAUAAGGGCAGAAUCUCAUUUGCUGCGUUCAAUGUUAA
Messenger RNA from Scleropages formosus (Asian bonytongue), 1893 nucleotides. RefSeq names its product procollagen C-endopeptidase enhancer 2-like. The transcript is spliced from 9 exons. The record is from RefSeq and is a predicted model, not a curated record. The coding region runs from base 201 to 1451 and encodes 416 amino acids. Gene Ontology annotation, molecular function: collagen binding; peptidase activator activity; protein binding. Lineage: Eukaryota; Metazoa; Chordata; Actinopteri; Osteoglossiformes; Osteoglossidae.